AUGUUUGGAAUAAAAGUGAAUACACAAUUGCUACCGCUGAAAAUGUGCUACUUCCUCAUAUUUGCAUGUUUAGCACCUAUAGCUGGAUUUUUGCCCACAAUAGCGAGACAAUUGGGAUACUCGAUGACGACUUACGGCGCAGCCAUGACGUUUAUGUCGAUGAUCUCGAUGGUAGUCGUGCCUCUGUCAGGUGUCAUAGUCGACAAAUUUCGGAUAAAAAAAAAGUUAUUCUUAGUGUCCAUAUUCGGCAUAGGAGUGGUUUCGAUAUUGUUCUUAUUCGUACCGAAAGUACCUUUGGAAUUGGCCAAAAUCGAAUUAAAAUGCGACGCACAAACAACGACAAUGACCGUUGUAAACGAGAACAAUAAUUUGCAAACUACGAGCAACUUCACGUAUUAUACUGCAGUUGCGAACCACACCAGCGGCGCUGAGCUGAUGACGUGCAAGUUAAAUUGUCAAUAUGCAGAGUUGUGCAGUGCAGGCUUUGAAAUAAAUAAUCUACAAACCCAAUCUGACUUGAGCUAUGUGUGGAUGAGGACAGCCAACGAAAGUCAAAAUAAAUUCAACCAGAUUGACUUGGCACUAAUACCAAAAGACUUAGAACAGACGGAAGAGAAUGCAAAUUCGUACGUCUUUCAAGUGUUAUCUGUUCAAAUAAAUGGCACUCAAAUACGUACACCGAUCUGUCAAUGUCAUUUGAAAACAUUUUGUCAUAUCGCAAGCUGUUCAAACGAUAAAAUAAUGGAAGCGGCUACCGUCACAACGUACAGAGGAAACGUUCUUAACUUGUAUCAGUUUUGGAUUUUUUUCGGGCUCUUGGCUACGCAUUGGUCUUGUUAUUUGAUUUCGAUUGCAUUUAUAAAUCCUAUUUGUCUCGACAAUUUGGGAGACAAAUCUGCAGAGGAUUUCGGAAGACAAAAAUGUUGGAGCUCGAUCGGUUGGGGUAUUUUUUCUAUAUUCAUUGGGUGGCUCGUGGAUGUAUUUAGUUUCAAUAAAAAGGAUAAAGAUUAUUCUCCCGUAUUUUACUGUAGUGCUUUAAUGAUGGCUUUGAAUUUAGGAGUAGUUAAAACAAUCAAAGUUGUUGAAACGAGCAAAUCCGAAGAUCGAUGGAAAAACAUGGGUGGGCUGUUCACUAAAUAUUACAUGAUCACAUUUUGCAUAUGGUCAAUAUUCAACACACUUCUCCAUACAAUCGUCACUAACUUUCUGUUCUGGUACAUGGAAGAUAUGGUCUCUGCUAACAACGACCACAGUCAACGGGCGUGGCUGAAAACGCUCCAAGGUCUAGCCCAGGGCAUCCAGUGUUUCGGCGGUGAGAUACCAUUUUUCUUCUGGUCCGGUUGGAUAAUCAGAAAGAUCGGUUACGGCAAUUGCAUGGCCUUAGUGAUGGGAUCCAUGGCCAUCAGGAUGUAUCUCUACACUGUCAUAUGGAAUCCAACGUGGGUCAUUGCGAUAGAGUUGCUGAACGGCGUGUCGUACGCGUUGGGAUAUUCGGUGAAAAUGUCAUACGCUAAAAAGGUGGCGCCUCCCGACACGCUAAACACCAUAAUUGGGUUUAUGGGAUUUUUCGACUGCGUUGGUGAUUCUAUAGCCAGUCUAGUGGGCGGAUAUUUAUUCGAUACAUAUGGUGGAGUGUGGUCGUUCCGAUUUUUCUCCUACAUAGCUGUCUUCGCGUGCUUUCUAAGCAUAGUAACCAAUUGUUUUGGAUUGACAAAGGAAUCUAUUACUUUAAAAGAAAAUGCAGAGUCGACGAACACGGAUCUCAAAAUUGCCAAUAAUAAUACUGAUAAAAAAAUGUGA
Macrosiphum euphorbiae (potato aphid) is the source of this 1800-nucleotide messenger RNA. NCBI's taxonomy places the organism in Eukaryota, Metazoa, Arthropoda, Insecta, Hemiptera, Aphididae. The record is from the annotation of a GenBank genome assembly.